AAUCUAUUAUCAUUGUCAAUGACUCGAGUUCAUCACUGUAAACAACAAUAUCAUUUCACUUUGAUUAUCCAACUGUAAAGCAACUUACAACAUUGGAUACAGUUUGCAACAAAAACUGCAAAAAAAAAAUGAAUCCAAGAAUUCAACACUAUCCCCACCCCAAGAAGAAAAGGAAAAGAAUAUCCCAUCUAGCACAUUUUCUUUCCUCACCAAAUCUUGAGAGAUCAAACUAGCUUGCUAACACCUCAAACCCCGAAUUCUAAACUACCAAACCAUGCCUUCAAGACCCUUGUCUCCAAGUUUUGACCAUCCCAGACCCAGUUUCUUAACCAAAACCAGGAUCUUGUUCUUGACACUCACAAUCUCAGCCUCUGUGAUUUUGAUUCUUACCAUUCUUUACUUUGUUUACCAUCUUUGGUGCACCCUUGUCAAUCGUUCAAGAACCAUCCCUUUUGACUCUAGUGCUCCCUUAAAGCUUCAAAGAUUUUCAUACAAGGAGUUAAAGAUUGCCACUAAUGAUUUUGAUGAUGCGAAUAUUAUUGGCAAGGGUGGUUCUGCUACUGUCUUUAGAGGCAUUGCAAGGGAUGGCAAGUUAUAUGCUAUUAAGAGACUCGAUGCUCUUUCUUUACAAUCAGAGAGAGAGUUUCAGAAUGAGUUGCAGAUUCUCGGUGGUUUAAGAUCACCUUUCUUGGUUAUUCUUUUGGGGUACUGCGUUGAAAAGAAUAAGCGCUUACUUGUUUACGAGUAUGUGCCAAAUAAAAGUUUGCAAGAAUUGCUGUUUGGAGAUGGUCAUUUGAGUCUGUGCUGGGAGAGAAGGUUUAAUAUCAUUCUUGAUGUUGCAAAAGCACUUGAGUUUUUGCACCUUGGAUGUGACCCUCCAGUGAUUCAUGGGGAUGUUAAGCCAAGCAAUGUUUUGCUUGAUUUUGAUAUGAGAGCAAAGAUUUCAGAUUUUGGGUUAUCAAGGAUUAAGGUGGAGGGGGAGUUUGGAGUGGAUUUGUUUAGUCAAGAUUUGGGAAAGAGUCAAGAGCUAUGGAAGAGUCAAGAGCUUUCAGGGAAUUUGACUCCAGAAACACCAGCAAUUGGUACCCCUGUAGAGAGUUGUCAUGAGGUAGACUUUGCUCUUGCUUUACAAGCUUCUUCUUCGUCAAAAAACAGUAGAACAUGUUAUAAUGUUAAGGCUUUGAACUUGAAUUCUGUGAAUUAUAACGCCAAUAUUGCGGGUGAGAGUGAUGUCAAGGUAGGGAAUGGGAAGGGGAAGGAGGUUUCAAGUGUUGAUAUUGGCGGGGAUGAUUGGAAUUGUAGAUUUGUGCCGUAUGAUGAUGAGUUUUGUAGUAAUGAUCAUAGUAAGGAGUUGAAUUGUAAUAGCUUCUCUGUUGUUGACGAUUCAGCUAGUAGUAAACAAUGGGGAAAGGAUUGGUGGUGGAGACAGGAUGGGAGUGGUGAAUUGUGUAGUAAAGAUUAUGUUAUGGAGUGGAUAGGGAGCCAAAUCUGCCCCUCAACAAAUCCGGACUGGGAAGAUGAAAAGAAAAGUACUCCUGAAAGAACAGAAAUGCGUCGUUCUGUCGCAUUAGAUAAAUUAGCUGAUGCAAAUGAACCUCCACGAUUAAAAGAUUUCAAGUUUGAAAAUCUUGUUAGAGGAUUCGAGAAGAAAGAAUCUAGAGGCAGGAAAAACCGUCGGAAGAAAAAUAGGAAGAUGCAAGAGUGGUGGAAAGAAGAGCACUUGGAUGAGAUUAACAAGAAGGGUAGUAAGCUGAAGAAUCUUGAAACAAAGUGGAGAAAAGGGUUUAAAAUCCCACAUUUUGAUCUCGGUCGCAGGUUUCGUUUUCACAGGCGAAAGAAAUUGGGAGAACAGAACCAAAAUGAGACUGAUCAAAAUGGGGAGUUCAGUUUCAGAAGGGGAUGGAAGAAAAAGAACUUGCAAUCUGCUGGAAGUGAUAUGUGGAGUGGGGAUCUUUUCAGUCGUGAGUUAAGCAGCACGACAAGCAUGAGAGGCACUCUCUGUUAUGUUGCGCCAGAAUAUGGUGGGUGUGGAUACUUGAUGGAGAAGGCUGAUAUAUACAGCUUAGGGGUUCUAAUCCUCGUGAUUGUCUCCGGUAGGAGGCCAUUACAUGUUCUUGCUUCACCAAUGAAGCUUGAAAAGGCAAAUUUAAUAAGUUGGUGCAGGCAGUUAGCUCAAACUGGGAACAUCUUAGAACUUGUAGAUGAGAGAAUGAAGGAUGAACACAAUAAGGAGCAGGCAAGCUUGUGUAUAAACUUGGCGCUGACAUGCUUGCAGAGGAUGCCUGAAUUGAGGCCAGAUAUUGGAGAGAUAGUGAAGAUUCUGAAAGGGGAGAUGGAUCUACCGCAUCUUCCUUUCGAAUUUUCUCCCUCUCCACCUUCCAAAUUGUUUAGUAGGUCAAGGAGAAAACAAAAAUCUAAUGCAGAGUAGGUUCGGUACAUAUUCUUUGUUUUCUUCCAUUGAUCAUGUUUUUACUGAGUGGUACAUAGGAUUGGAGCUGUAAUCUGAUAACACAUUAUGGAUGUGAAGGUAUUUUCUUAAUUCGAGUCUACAAUGCUAUAUGUACAUCAGAUGAAUGGAUUUUGCUUUCCUUGUCUCUAA
Molecule: messenger RNA, 2599 nt
Organism: Populus nigra (black poplar)
Lineage: Eukaryota; Viridiplantae; Streptophyta; Magnoliopsida; Malpighiales; Salicaceae
Product: putative receptor-like protein kinase At1g80870
Exons: 1
Coding region: 275-2428 (717 amino acids)
Biological process (GO): protein phosphorylation
Molecular function (GO): ATP binding; protein kinase activity
Source: RefSeq, a predicted model, not a curated record